Vollenhovia emeryi is the source of this 2084-nucleotide messenger RNA. RefSeq names its product xaa-Pro dipeptidase (gene Dip-C). The coding region runs from base 351 to 1817 and encodes 488 amino acids. Gene Ontology annotation, molecular function: metalloaminopeptidase activity; manganese ion binding. Lineage: Eukaryota; Metazoa; Arthropoda; Insecta; Hymenoptera; Formicidae. The record is from RefSeq and is a predicted model, not a curated record. The transcript is spliced from 9 exons.
GAGCUGUUAUGGCUCCCGCACACAGGACGCGACAAGCGCGUUGCGCGCAGCGGCGGGAAUUGCCACAACGGCCAACCGACGUCUCGCUCGCCCGGGAAUAAUAUCUACAUAACCGUCGAUUGGCUCCCUCGCCGGCCUCCGUCGCGCGACAAACAUCGUCCCGUGCGCGAGAGCCAUUGGACGUGCGACGUAUGCGAUCGUUAUGUCGUUUCCGUGUCCGAUAACGCGAUCCGCCGCGUCUGUAUAAAGAAACAUGGGGCACAGUGGACCAACGCAGUGACCACCUGGACCGUUCCCGUCUUGACCGUGACGGCAGCGACGUGCGCACUGCGAAUCCGCGUGCGAGCAACAUGGAGGCGGAAUGCGACUCAGGGCCUCACUUUUGGCGGAGCGGGGAGACCUUGAAAGUGCCCAUGUCCCUUUUCUGCAAAAAUCGCGAACGACUGGCCGCACGUAUUCGAGAGAGGUGUAUUCCGCGUGCAAAUACUCCCGAGGGCUUCUUCGUCGUUCUUCAAGGUGGCGUGGACGUUCCCUUCAACGACACGGACGUAAAUUUUGUCUUCAGACAGGAGUCGUUCUUCCAAUGGUGCUUCGGCGUGGAGGAGCCGGACUGUUACGGCGCCAUCGACGUCGCGAACGGCCUCUCGUACCUCUUCGUGCCCAGGCUACCAGCCGAGUACGCGAUCUGGGAGGGCAAAUUGUACACCCUGGACGACUUCAGGAAACGAUACGGCGUGAACGAGGUUCGUUACACCGACGAGAUUGCGGCCGUGCUGAAGGAGAAGAGAGCGCAAACGUUGCUCCUGCUGCACGGCGAGAACAGCGAUAGCGGAUUGAAGACGCGCAAAACGCAUUUCGAUGGCAUCGAGAAAUUUUCGACCGAUAGUGAAAUCUUGUAUCCGGAAAUAUGCGAAUGCCGGGUAAUAAAGUCCCCGGAAGAAAUUGAGGUAUUGCGAUACGUGUGCAAGAUAAGUUCGAGUGCGCACGAGGUCAUAAUGCGCACCAUGCGCCCUGAGACCCUAGAGUACCAAGCGGAGGCUUGGUUUUUGCACUAUAUAUACGCCGAAGGAGGGUGCAGGCACGUGUCUUACACAUGCAUCUGCGGAUCCGGACAUAAUUCCUCGAUAUUGCACUACGGUCACGCCGGCGCGCCGAACAGUAAGGUGAUAAAGGAUGGAGAUAUGUGCUUGUUCGACAUGGGCGGCAAUUAUUGCGGAUACGCGGCCGACAUCACGUGCAGCUUUCCGGCCAACGGGAAAUUCACCGAGGAUCAAAAACUGAUCUACAACGCGGUGCUGAAGGCGCGCGAUGCGGUGCUGGCGGCCGCGAAGCCGGGAGUCGUCUGGACGGACAUGCAUCUUCUGGCGAACAGGGUCAUGUUGACGGCGUUGAAGGAAGGUGGACUGCUGGUGGGCGACGUCGAGGAUAUGAUCAAAGCGGGUCUCAACGAAGUCUUCCAGCCCCACGGGCUGGGUCACUUGCUGGGACUGGAUGUGCACGACGUCGGCGGAUAUAUACGCGGCAUGCCUGACCGCCCGACGGCCCCAGGACUGAGAAAGCUGAGGACCGCGCGAAAAUUGCUCGCCGGAAUGGUCAUCACGGUGGAGCCAGGCUGUUACUUUGUAGACUGCCUGCUCGACGCGGCUCUUGCCAAUUCGGACCAGUCGAAAUUUCUCGUGCGGGAACAGCUGGAGAGGUUCCGUGGUUUCGGUGGCGUCAGGAUCGAGGACGACGUCCUCAUAACAGAAACCGGAGUGGAAAAUUUGACGCAUGUUCCUCGCAAAGUUGAAGAAAUAGAGGCGGUUAUGCGGCAUUGAUUGGAGAAUUUGCACAAGUCGGAGAAAGAUGGCGUAUUUAAGAACAAAAGAGUGAAGAGUUGAACAAACUAUAUCCUAUAAUAUUUCAAUUAAUUGUAUAAGUUUCAUUAUAAUAACAAGGUAUCAUUUCUUGUAAUUAUACGGAUAUAUAUUUUUAUAUCGAUUAUCAUUUAUAUACUAUAUGUAUAUUAUAUUAUAUAUAAAUAUACGGCGAAAAAUGUACAGCGAAUAAAGAGCGAAAGACUGAGACGCCAUACUGUAACAUUA